AUGGUUACAAAUAUUACAGAAGCAGCUCCCGAAGCAGCUGCACCACCGGCUACAGUGGUGGAGGUGAACCCGGAGGAAGAAGGAAGCUCAGAGAUGUCGCUGUCGGAGGAAAAAAGCAGCGUUGGCGAGAAGAAGAAAUCUUCAACGUUCAAACGUUACCUGUCUGCGUUCUACCACCACAAGAUCACACAGUUCCUCAUAUCGCAGUGGUUCUUCAUAGGACUUGCCAUUUUCAUUGUAAUAGCACGAUUUGCUCCUAACUUUGCCCGAAGCGGAGGGCUUAUCAGAGGACAGUACUCGAUCGGGUACGGUGCCGUUAUUGUGAUCUUCUUGCAAAGUGGGCUCUCGAUGUCGACCAAGAAGCUUCUGAUCAAUAUGGGUAACUGGCGUGCGCAUCUUGUCGUCCUAGUCAUUUCGUUCUUGGUCACGUCGUCCAUCAUGUACGGCUUGUGCUGCGCUAUCAAGGCUGCACACAACGAAGAAAUUGACGAUUGGGUGUUGAUCGGAAUCAUCGUCACGUCCACCUGUCCAACAACCGUUUCAUCGAACGUCGUCAUGACCACGAAGGCCAAUGGUAACGCGUUGCUUUGCUUGUGCGAAGUCUUUAUCGGAAACGUUCUCGGCGCUUUCAUCACCCCAGCAUUGGUCCAGAUGUACACUUCAUCAGGCCCCAUGACUUUCGGUAAUCCUGCAACAGGCAGCUCCGUCUCCCAGUUGUAUGCAAACGUCAUGAAACAGAUCGGGCUCUCCGUGUUCGUCCCCUUGUUCGUGGGCCAGGUGCUGCAGAACAUCUGGCCUAAACAGGUCUCAUGGUUCUUGACCACUUUCAAGAUGAACAAAGUUGGGUCGUUUUGUUUGCUAUUAAUUAUGUUCUCAUCUUUCUCUACCGCAUUCUACCAGCACGCUUUCACAUCUGUUUCCCACACAACAAUCAUAUUUCUCUGCUUCUUCAACGUCGGAAUAUACCUUUUCUUUACCGUUGUGUGUUUCGUGUGCGCAAGGCCGUGGUUCAUCCCCAAAAUAUUCGACCACGAACCCGACGAAAACUCUACAAAGACUUACACUAUCUGCUACAAAAUAUUCAGGCCGUUCUAUUACAGCAAGAAGGAUACAAUCGCAGUCAUGCUUUGUGGUGCAGCAAAGACAGCAGCCCUAGGUGUCUCCUUGAUUUCCUCACAAUAUGGUGAUCAUAACCCUAAGCUAGGUACUUUGUUAGUUCCAUUGGUUCUAUACCAAAGUGAACAAGUCAUAACGGCUAAUUUCUUGGUCAACAUAAUGAAAAAAUGGGCCUCAGAUGAAGACGAAGACGGCAAUAAAAUCGUCGUGAAGCCAAACGAUGAUGAAAGUCGAAUUUCUCAAAAUAAAGAAGACGUUUCUAAGGAAAACACAGAAGACGUAGACUCACGUAGUUGA
Messenger RNA from Kluyveromyces marxianus DMKU3-1042, 1413 nucleotides. RefSeq names its product Rch1p (gene RCH1). The record is from RefSeq and is a predicted model, not a curated record. The transcript has a single exon. The coding region runs from base 1 to 1413 and encodes 470 amino acids. Lineage: Eukaryota; Fungi; Ascomycota; Saccharomycetes; Saccharomycetales; Saccharomycetaceae. Gene Ontology annotation, cellular component: plasma membrane.